Messenger RNA from Cajanus cajan (pigeon pea), 791 nucleotides. The record is from RefSeq and is a predicted model, not a curated record. Lineage: Eukaryota; Viridiplantae; Streptophyta; Magnoliopsida; Fabales; Fabaceae.
CAUGAAAAGUGAAGGGCUUAAAGCAAGUCAAGAAUGGUGGCUAUGAUGAACUUGUAUUUCUGAAUGAAUGCAAUAUCCUUAAUUGUUUGGUUGAGUUGAGUAAGAUCAUGGAGGAUAUUCAGAACAAAAUUCAGAGUUGGCUGCAGCAGCCAAAGAUACGAAGAUUCGUGUGUGUUGUUGUUUCAUUUGUUGUUGGAACACUGUUUUGUUACGGUCGCAGCUACACUUCCUCUUUCGAUUAUUUAUUCAGUGAGUGGAAGAUAUUGCUUUACAUUGUUCUCAUCUGUUUGGCCAAGGAAAUUGAGAGCUUCACCUCUCCUUAUGUGCCCUUCUUCGUUGUGUUGGCUUCUUCUCUAUACUCUUAUUUCUACGACAACCAAGUAUUGAGUGAAGAGUGGAAAGUUGAAGAUCCUUUGGAUUGGAAAUCUAAGAAGCUAAGGAGCAGAGAAGAGUGAAUGCGCCGGGCGCCACAUGACCCGCGCCGGGCGUGAUCAAAACAGAGUCUCACCUCUGCAAAGCCACAUCUGCGCCGGGCGUAAAAUUAAUUGCGCCGGGCGUGUCCUAAGGCAGAGAGUAUUUGGAAGACCCCGCGCCGGGCGCGAAACCCUAAUAUGAUCUCCCUAAGCUCGUAUUUGAAGCCAUUUUCGAGGGUUUCUCCCUCAUUCACGCAGGGGCGCCUCUAGGAGCUGUGGAAGGGAUUCCCAGGGCUUGGGACCGUUCGUGUGUGGAUCUUUCCUUCGGUUCUUCAUUUCCUCUUCCAUCUCUAUUUUGUAUUUACCCUCAUUGUUGAG